CACGAUGCCUCCUUUGAAAACGGUUCCUAGUUUGAAAUACUACUUUGACACACAUUAUUCAGAGGUCCAUUUACAUCACCUUGCCUCACCAAGCCAGACAUUGCUGCCAUGGCUCGUGUUAAAAGUUACCUUACUCUUCUGCUGCUAUUCCUUCCUGAGGGGUUCUCUCAGCUGGUGAGAACACAGCAGGUUGUCACAGCAACCAUGGGAGAGGAUGCUCACUUCAGCUGCAGGCUCAUGAAACCCAAAGAUGUGCUUCAAGUCACCUGGCAGAAAGAGACAUCAGGGGCGACUGAAAAUGUGGCCACCUACAACAAACGAUUUGGACCAGUAGUCAACCCACCUUUUCAGAGGAACGUGGAGUUUGAAGACGAGGGUCUGCAGAACUGCUCUAUCGUCAUCAGAGGAGUGUCAAGAGGAGAUGAGUCCUGCUACAAGUGUCUGUUUAAUGCCUAUCCAGAAGGAGCUAUCAGUGGCAGGACCUGCCUCCAAAUUAAUGAGCUGUAUGGACCCUCACUCAUCAUCACACAAACCAACAACAGUCACACCACUCUGUCCUGUUCUGCUACGGGACGACCUGCUCCUACAGUAACCUGGGACCACAUAGAAAACAUCAGUCUAGACAAAUCCACCAUGGCUGAAGUCACCCAUCCCAAUGAAACAGUCACUGUCACCAUAACUGCCAUGGUGGCAKCGUCCAKUCUACCUGACAAAGACACCAGGGUUAGRUGUGUAGCRUCAUCCGKYGGKGCCRUCAARGASKUUUCCAUGGUGAUUCCAACUAGGGAUCAAGCUUCAUUUGCAGGUCAAUCUCAGGUCUCUGAUGAUGACAGGAUCAGUGGUACAGUGGUUGGUGCAGUGAUGGGUUCAAUGUGUCUCAUUGCUGGAAUCUGUGUAAUACUGUGGUUUCUUAAGAGGAGAAAAGACACCUCCUCCAGAAAACCCCCAGUUCCUGACCCUGAAACCAGCAGUACUCCAACAAAGACAACAACUGAAUGGGAAACGCCAACCUCCAGUCCACCAACCAGGGACUCACAAACCUUCACUCCAUCACGAAUGACCACACCAAUCUCCAGUCCAUUCACAAUGUUAGACUCCCUCAGCUCCUCAGCCAAGCAUAUAAUGCAACAAGCACAAGAUGUUGUGAAGAAAUUAUCUCCUGCGAGACCAGAUGACCUGCAAUGUAGAAGGAAACUUUUAUAGGGUUACGAGGACUGAGUGACUACCAUACUGUCUCACACACACAUCUGUGUGGUUCGGAGACUGU
This is a messenger RNA of Salvelinus sp. IW2-2015, 1267 nucleotides long. Its product is annotated as nectin-1-like. Gene Ontology annotation, biological process: negative regulation of neuroinflammatory response; heterotypic cell-cell adhesion. The record is from RefSeq and is a predicted model, not a curated record. Lineage: Eukaryota; Metazoa; Chordata; Actinopteri; Salmoniformes; Salmonidae. Gene Ontology annotation, cellular component: cell surface; axon; neuronal cell body. Gene Ontology annotation, molecular function: cell-cell adhesion mediator activity.